Molecule: messenger RNA, 1597 nt
Organism: Rhizophagus irregularis DAOM 181602=DAOM 197198
Lineage: Eukaryota; Fungi; Glomeromycota; Glomeromycetes; Glomerales; Glomeraceae
Source: RefSeq, a predicted model, not a curated record
AUGUCUCAUAAUAGACGAGCUUGUGUUUCUCAUCAAAAAAAUUUAGAUAUUUUUCAUAAUAUCAAGAAACACACGCCGGUAUCGAAUAAUAACAUUAUCAACAACAAACGGUUCCAUGCAACCCUUAUUCAUAAACAAUGGCAACGUCGUGUCAAAAAACACAUUUAUUCAAAUCGUCUUGGAAUUUCCUACGAUGUUUCAUACUUAGCUAAUGGACAUAAAUUUCUUUCCACAUACAACAACCGUCGUAUAUCUGUUUUCUACAAUCGUGGUAACAACCAAAAAUCUUAUAGACGCGUGAAUACUCUUGACAGAAAGCUUCACCGUGCUAGACAACACCGUUUCCUAUUUUUACCUUCACAAUAUAUUAAUAAACCUAUACAACAUUUAAAAUAUCACAAAAGACUAGUGCUCAGAGAUGAGGAACAUUACAAUUUUCCUAUACCCCCUGCAUCACCCAGACCUCUAGGCGCAAUAGCCGUUAUGAACCGCACUUUUGACCAAGCGCUUCGAUCAUGUCCAGGGAAUAAUUCAAUUAGUACUUCAAAUACUCACUCACCUGCCACCACCUCACAACCCAUUCUCCUCAAAGAAGAGAAAACGUGGCAUGAGACGUUGGGCAUCUGGAUUCCUAACGACCUCUUCCCUUAUGUAACUGAUGAACCUGUUUAUACUUCCAAUAGACAGGCUAAAAUUAAAGGUCAACAAUACGAACCAGGAUGUAUAUACUGGUUAAAUGGUAUUAGAAAACGCAAAAAAGCUCAUGAACUAGCUGUGCGACUACAAAAAGAACAUGAAGCAAGGGAAGUUAAACGUCUUGCUUAUGAAGAAGAACUUUCUACUAGAGCUAAGCUCUGGGGUACCUCCUCCAACCGUAUAGAAUAUCGUGAAGAUAUGACCAAAGAUCUCACUAAAUUUCAAGAUCAUUUUCACAAGAAAAUCACCCCUUUAACUGACCGCCGUUCCGUUCUACAGAACAGAAUUACACAAGGAAAAAAUGUUUACAAAACUAACAAACAGUUGCUCCAACUGGAGCGCGAAUUAGGUUUUUUCAAUAUCGACUAUUUCUCAGUCAUGGAUGACAAUGCACCCCAUUACCGUUACAAAGGACACACAUCAGAUGAUACGAAACAACUUGAACUCAGACCACACAAACGUCCCCCUAUCCCAAUUACAAAUACAGAUAGGCACAACACUGAGGUCAAAAAAUUGAGACUAGAUAUUCCGUCUCCUGAAGACUCUAAAGUCUUCGCUUCACCUUAACCCCAUUCGGUUACCACUAUCAGCUUAUUUUCUUAUUUUAGUGGCACGCUGAUAGUUAUAGAUUUACAUUAUUUCAGCCACAUUUUUACUAUUGACUUGUAAUUUAUUACAUCUUUUUUUUUGGGUAACCCCCACGUACAAAAUUUUAUACCAACGUACAACAAUUAGAAUAGUGUGAACCAUUCCACCUAUUACAGUAUUUACAGGUGGCGGCCUUUAAUGGCCGAAAGAAAAAUACAGAUCGUUUCUUUUUUUAGAUUUGAUUGUCUUUGGUUUUUUUCGGGAUUGGUGUCGUAAUUGGGACCCACCCUUGUUUCGUUUUAUAUACCAGAGU